CUUUAUCUCUUCCCUCCUCGUGUCUCCUUCUUACUACGUUUUUUUUUUCUCUCUUUAUGCUGAUGUGGACUUUAUAGCCACGACAAACACUGAUCAUGCGAUGACUGAGCGCGCUUUGGGCACAUCUACCGAGUCCAUUACAGGAGGUAAAUGAUGGCCGAGGAUGGGGGAAAUCUCUCCGGGAUCUCCGACGCCAGGGGCUCGGAGGGUCGCUCCUCUCUGCCGAGGACUUUUAUCCGCCUCAACGACCUGUCCGGGGCCGGGACAGGAGGCGGGGAGGGCGGCGAAUUGGUGGUGGAGCCGGCGUCCCCGGCGCCUGACGGGAUCUCUACAACCGGGGAGGAAGUGUCUGCGAGCGGGGAUGAGAGCCUGCCCUACCCCGCCAUGGCCCCCGUGGUCUUCUUCUACAUGAAACAGACCACCCGGCCUCGGAGCUGGUGUCUUAAGAUGGUCAGCAAUCCGUGGUUCGAGCGAGCGUCCAUGCUGGUGAUCCUGCUGAACUGUGUGACACUGGGCAUGUUUCAUCCCUGCGAGGACAUCGUCUGCGACUCUGAGAGGUGCAAGAUCCUGCAGAACUUCGAUGACUUCAUCUUUGCCUUCUUUGCCAUUGAGAUGGUGAUCAAGAUGGUGGCCCUGGGGAUUUUCGGCAAGAAGUGUUACCUUGGAGACACUUGGAACCGCUUGGACUUCUUCAUAGUAUUGGCUGGGAUGUUGGAGUACUCCCUCAACUUGCAGAACGUCAGUUUUUCAGCGGUGAGGACGGUUCGCGUGCUGAGACCUCUGAGAGCCAUCAACCGAGUGCCAAGUAUGCGUAUCCUGGUGACCCUGCUGCUGGACACCCUGCCCAUGCUGGGUAACGUGCUGCUGCUCUGCUUCUUUGUCUUCUUCAUAUUUGGAAUCGUGGGCGUCCAGCUGUGGAACGGCUUGCUCAGAAACCGCUGCUUCCUGGGCAACUUCUCCAUCCCUCUCUCUGUGGAGCUCGAGAAAUACUACCACACUGAAAACGACGACGAGAGCCCCUUCAUCUGCUCCAAGCCCCGAGAGAACGGCAUGAGGGACUGCGGCUCGGUGCCCAAGGUGUACAAGGAAGGGGGCCUGCAGUGCACCCUGGGCUUGGAUUAUUACAACAGCACCGACAACAACACCUGCAUCAACUGGAACCAGUACUACACCAACUGCUCUGCUGGUCUGGUCAACCCCUUCAAGGGAGCCAUCAACUUCGACAACAUCUGCUACGCCUGGAUUGCCAUCUUUCAGGUGAUCACUCUGGAGGGCUGGGUGGACAUCAUGUACUUUGUGAUGGACGCUCACUCCUUCUACAACUUCAUCUACUUCAUCCUACUCAUCAUUAUUGGCUCGUUCUUCAUGAUCAACCUGUGCCUGGUGGUCAUCGCCACUCAGUUCUCCGAGACCAAGCAGAGGGAGAGUCAGCUGAUGAAGGAGCAACGGGUGCGCUUCAUGUCCAACGCUAGUACCCUGGCCUCCCUCUCCGAGCCGGGCUCCUGCUACGACGAGCUGCUCAAGUACCUGGUUCACAUCGUCCGCAAGGGGGCCAGACAAGUGGCCCAUGUCUGUAGGUUCCUGGCUCGCCGCGCCGGGCUUAAUAUCGCCGCCUCGCCCCCCGCAACGGAGCCCCAACGCAGCCAGAGAAGGAGGAGGAAGCCCUCCAGGCAGGGAUCUGUGUCGGUUCAUCACAUGGCACACCAUCACCACCACCACCACCACCACCACCACUACCACCUGGGUAAUGGCAGCUUGAGGGGAGGAGGGGGCGUCAGGUGUCUGGAGGGUAGGGAUGUGGAGGUCGGUGCUCAUAACAACAACAGAGGGGCCCUUGUAGCAACCACCGGCGCCGGGCAUCUCGCUUUGGCCCCGCCACUUUCAGUGCCGGCAGCCACCUCCGAUACAAACCUGGCAACGCUGUCCAAUCCUGCCGGAGGAGCUGCCGAUUUCUCUUCAGUUUGCAGUGAAUUCCACGUCGCGGCUCCCACGUCCAGGGCCAUGAAGAGGAACUCUGUACCUUUUGCGGCUCCGGGGCCUAAGAACUACCCCACUCUGCAAGCGCGAGCCCUGGCAGAGUCCAGACGAGGGAGCGCUGCCGCCAGCACUCUGACUAACAUCGGCUUCAACCUGAACAUCCCACCCGUUCCCCUGGAGAGACGGCCGUCAAGCCUGGCGGACACACACGCUCCCACAGCCCAGCUCUCCUGCCAGCUGUCGGCCCGUGACCUCAGCACCACCAGCAGCGCCAUGGACACGGCCGCUUUGACCCUGGACCCCGAGAAUUGCCCCUACUGCGCCAAGGCCCUGGCCAACGAAGCCGAGGGCAACGAGACCCCCGGAGACUCGGACAGUGAGGGCGCGUACGAGUUCACCCAGGACCUCCGCCACAGGGACAGGAGAGACAGCCGGCAGCCCAAAAAGAAGCAGCGAGGGCUGGGCAAAACGUUUGCGAAGGUGGUCCGCUUCUGGAGGCUGGUGUGCGACACGUUCAGGAAGAUCGUGGACAGCAAGUACUUUGGACAAGGGAUUAUGAUCGCCAUUCUGAUCAACACUCUGAGCAUGGGGAUCGAGUACCACGAGCAGCCUGACGAGUUGACCAAUGCGUUGGAGAUCAGUAACAUCGUGUUCACCAGCCUGUUCUCGCUGGAGAUGCUGUUAAAGGUUUUGGUCUACGGGCCCUUUGGCUACAUCAAGAAUCCCUACAAUAUCUUCGAUGGCAUCAUCGUGGUGAUCAGUGUGUGGGAGAUCGUGGGUCAGCAGGGUGGCGGUCUGUCGGUGCUCAGGACCUUCAGGCUGAUGCGGGUGCUGAAGCUGGUCCGUUUCAUGCCGGCCCUGCAGAGGCAGCUGGUGGUGCUGAUGAAGACCAUGGACAACGUGGCCACCUUCUGCAUGCUGCUCAUGCUCUUUAUCUUCAUCUUCAGUAUCCUGGGGAUGCAUCUGUUUGGUUGUAAGUUUGGAUGCGAGGCCGAUGGAGACACUCUGCCAGACAGAAAGAACUUUGACUCUCUUCUCUGGGCUAUAGUGACAGUCUUCCAGAUCCUAACCCAGGAGGACUGGAACAAGGUGUUAUAUAACGGCAUGGCCUCCACCACUCCUGUCGCCGCCCUCUACUUCAUCGCGCUCAUGACCUUCGGCAACUACGUCCUCUUCAACUUGCUGGUGGCCAUCUUGGUCGAGGGUUUCCAGACCGAGGAAGUGACCAAGCGGGAGGACUUGCAUGUCCAGCCGAGUCUAAUUCAGCUGCCUGUAGACUCAGGGGGUGAUGCUUCCAAAUCAGGUUCGGAGAUCGACUCCUGUGCACGGAGUAUGGAGGACGUUAACGGCAGCAAGAAGGAUUUAUCGGCCUCUGCAGUAGUGCCUGUAAAUGGUCAUGUGGACCUGAAGACCAGCCUGACUCCACCUCUAAUUACCCACACGGCUGCCACCCCCAUGCCCGUACCCAAGUUGCCCGUCGGAGGGGACCCCCUUCUGGGCUACGAGUCCCAUCGAGGCAGCAACGUCUCCAUAGACCCAGCCUGCUACGACAAAUCACCGACCAGUGCUCCGAGCUCCUCCCCCCACGCCCCAUGGGGCUCUGGCAGCGGCUGGACCAGCCGCCGGUCCAGCUGGAACAGCCUUGGUCGCGCCCCGUCACUCAAACGCCAGAAGCGGCAGUCCGGGGAGCGGCGGUCUCUCCUCUCCGGGGAGGGGGGCUCCAGCUCGGAGGACGAGGAAGGUGGAGGAGAGGGAGAAGGUGGGCUGAUGGAGGAAGACGACGCCUCUCUGGUCAGGACCGACUCCAUGUCCCAGUCGCAGAGAGGGCCAAGACACCGGAGGAUGGAGUCGGUGGAGACUCGGAGCUCCAUGGAUUUGCCCCCUGAUGCUCUGCUGCAGGUGCCAUACCUGUACCGCUCAGCCAGCAUGCACAGCUCCAGACCCCCCUCACUGGGCCAGUUACGGCCCCCAGAGCACAGCGACUGCAAUGGGAAGGGCUCUCCGUCAGCCCUGGGCCCCACACACGUCUCUCUGGAGGACAACACUGAAGAUGAAAAUGCAGAGGAGGAGGCCAACCUGGGUCGUUUUGCCAGACUGUUCCGCUGGCUGGAGAAGAAACAGCCAGAGUGGUGUCGACAGAGAGACACCUGGUCACUCUACCUCUUCCCUCCAGAGUCGAGGUUCCGGAUCCUGUGCAGUAAGAUCAUCAACCACGGGAUGUUUGACCAUAUCGUGUUGGUCAUCAUCUUCCUCAACUGCAUCACUAUCGCCAUGGAGAGGCCUCACAUUACCACCGUUGAGCGGAUCUUCCUAAAACUGUCCAACUACAUCUUCACAGCGAUCUUUGUGGCUGAGAUGACUAUAAAGAUUGUAGCUCUGGGCUGGUGUUUCGGGAACAAGGCCUACCUGAGGAGCAGCUGGAACAUUCUGGAUGGGAUGUUAGUGAUGAUCUCUGUUAUCGACAUCCUGGUGUCUCUCAUCUCCAAUUCUGGUACCAAGAUCCUGGGCAUGCUCAGAGUGCUGAGGCUGCUGCGGACCCUGAGGCCGCUACGUGUGAUCAGCAGAGCCCCGGGGCUGAAGCUGGUGGUGGAGACUCUGAUGUCGUCGCUGAAGCCCAUCGGCAACAUCGUGGUCAUCUGCUGCGCCUUCUUCAUUAUCUUUGGCAUCCUGGGAGUACAGCUCUUCAAGGGGAAGUUCUUCGUUUGCGUGGGAGACGAUGUCAAGAACAUCACCAACAAGUCGAGCUGUUUGCAGGCCAACAACAAAUGGGUCAGACACAAGUACAACUUUGACAACCUGGGACAGGCCUUGAUGUCUCUGUUUGUUCUGGCGUCCAAAGACGGCUGGGUGGAUAUUAUGUAUGACGGACUAGACGCUGUAGGAGUCGACCAACAGCCCAUAAUGAACUACAACCCGUGGAUGCUGCUCUACUUCAUCUCCUUCCUGCUGAUCGUGGCCUUCUUUGUGCUCAACAUGUUCGUGGGCGUCGUGGUGGAGAACUUCCACAAGUGCCGGCGCCACCAGGAGGCCGAGGAGGCCAAGAUCAGGGAGGAGAAGAGACUGAAACGCAUGGAGAAAAAGAGACGGAGUAAGGAGAAGGAGCUGGCUGAAGCUCAGAGUAAGCCCUACUACUCGGAUUACUCCCCCACUCGCCUGCUCAUCCACAAGAUGUGCACCAGCCGCUACCUGGACCUGUGCAUCACCAUCAUCAUCGGGCUCAACGUCAUCACCAUGUCCAUGGAGCACUACCAGCAGCCCCAGGAGUUGGACAAGGCAUUAACGAUCUGUAACUACAUCUUCACCCUCAUCUUUGUUCUGGAGUCGGUCUUCAAGCUGGUGGCCCUCGGCUUCCGACGCUUCUUCAAGGACAAGUGGAACCAGCUGGAUCUGGCCAUCGUGCUGCUGUCCAUCAUGGGCAUCACUCUGGAGGAGAUUGAUGGCAACACACUGCCCAUUAACCCCACCAUUAUCCGCAUCAUGAGAGUGCUGAGGAUCGCACGAGUUUUGAAGCUCUUGAAGAUGGCGGUGGGGAUGAGAGCUUUGCUGGACACCGUAAUGCAAGCCCUGCCUCAGGUGGGGAAUCUGGGUCUUCUCUUCAUGCUCCUCUUCUUUAUAUUCGCAGCGCUGGGAGUGGAGCUGUUCGGUGACUUGAUCUGUGAUGAACUCCACCCAUGUGAAGGUCUGGGCCGCUAUGCUACAUUCAAAAACUUUGGGAUGGCAUUUCUGCUGCUCUUCAGAGUUUCCACUGGAGACAACUGGAACGGCAUAAUGAAGGACACGUUGAGGGACUGCGCCGCCCAGGACAGCAGCACCUGCUACAACACUGUGGUCUCUCCCAUCUACUUUGUCUCCUUCGUGCUGACCGCUCAGUUUGUCCUGGUCAACGUUGUCAUCGCUGUCCUGAUGAAGCACCUGGAGGAGAGCAACAAGGAAGCCAAGGAGGAGGCGGAGCUGGAGGCGGAGUUGGAGCUGGAGCGCCAGAUAGAAGGGGACAUGGCAACGCGGUCACCCCAGCUCCACCCUCUGGCACUGGGCAUGGACCGGUCCAGUGCUGGGGGUUCCCCCUGGAGGUCCAGCGGAGGAGGGGACAGGGAGCAGGACAGAGACGGUCCUAUGGACUCGCCCACUGCCGAUAUAACCAGAGACUCUGUUUACAUCAGAGAAGACCCGCCUUCAUGCCUGGAGCCCCCGCUGGAGUUUGUCCAGCGGAGAGCCCAGUUUGACUCGGUCUCCCUGGGCGCCCAGGGUUCAAUGGAGGGAGAGUUGAGUUUGAUGGACAACCUGUCCGGCUCUAUCUGCCACUACUACGCGCUGCCCCCCAAGCCCGGCAAGCGCAGCACCGACAAGAAGAUCCCUCUAGCGGAGAUGGAAGCUCUGUCUCUGGCCUCGGAGAAAUCCUGGUCCCUAGCUCUGACAGACGACUCGGCCGCUGGCGAUUUUAACCCCCUCUUUCUAACCAGUCUGGAAUGCAAUCCGGAGCAGCUGGAUCCUGGGGAGCCACUGGAGGACAACCUGCUGAGCGUCAGGAAGCCUGCGGUGGGACGCACACACUCCCUGCCCAACGACAGCUACAUGUUCGCCCCCCUGCAGCCCUCUGGCAACACGGACCCAGCUCCAGCACACCUUUUAGCACAGACACAGGGACCGCAGCACAUACUGGGCACCCACAGAGCGCAAUCAGGCUCCAGUAGCUCAGUGCGUUCACAACCAGAGGAGGGUUCCCAGCGGCUGACCGUUCCGGCAGACUGCUUCAGACCCAUUAGCCCCCACAGCCACUCCGACUCAGAGAGUAUACCACGACUACCACCUCCCAGAAGCGCACACACACUCAGCCGCACGCUCCACAGACAGCUCAGUUGGGCCCAAAAGCCGCCCGAUCCUGAGCUACUGCUCAAACACAGAUACUCCUGUUUCUGAAACCGCAGCAAACGGCAGACUUUAGCUGCCAUUGGGGCCUUUUCAGAAACACUGGACUCCACGUUCAUCUUCCAAGAGACAGACAGUUUAAGACACAUACACAGGCUUCCUCCCCCCACUUAUUUAAAUAUCUAUCUACUGCUAACCAUCAGCACCACCAUCAACAAAGCAUCUAAAACUCUCUUAAGAGCCUGUAGGAAACCUUACUGGGACUUUGAGUUUAUUCAUCCUUCUGUACACUCUUAUACAAGCAGCAGGAGCUAGGUGUAACAUUGCAUCAGUGGAGUUUUUCGGUAGCUGAGUGAUAGAAUGUAUUCAAUUUAUGUUAUGUUAUUUGGCUGAGAAAUGUACCCACAAUGCAGUGCACUUACUACAUUACAAACUAUACGACUCAGGGGUUUACUACAGAACAGCGAGUGCUGUCCAUAUGCAUUUGGCCAUUUUGUACAAGCAGUACCACAGCGAUAGUGUGUGUUUUCUAUUGACUAGGUCAGUGCUUCAGAUGUACAUAUAGUUGUUAACCAGAGGACAGUAGCACUUAAUCCGAUUUUUGCUUCAAAAUAAGUGUGACAGGGUGAUGUUUUCUUAGUGAUGUUCCAGUGAUUAUGUGUUACUUUGGUGUUGUGUUGCUGUCUGGUGAUUGGCCGGGCCUGGUUGUGAUAUCUUUGGCCACUAGGUGUCUCUGUGGUCCCACCAUUCAGGCUCAUGCAGGGGGAACCCACGAUUCCAAACAUCUCUCAAAGUGCUGUGCGCAAAAAAAGAAAAGAAAAGAAAAAAAAACUCAUGCAUGCCUUGCAUCCUCAUCUCCACAGAUUCAAGACACUUUAAUUGACUUAAUUCAACGCAAAUAUUAUUUCGUCUCCCCAGUUUGUGGUCUGUGAGGAACAAGUGAUGAGGACAUUUUUUUGGCUGAGUUUUGGCAACCAUUGGUGCUUACUAACCCCUUCCUCUCCUACAGUAGCUGCAUAUUAAGUUCUACCCUCUGACUGUUGGCCUCACACCCCCGUAGAUGACGGCGCCGAAACACUGAUGAGAAUUUGGUUUACAGGGGGGUUUGUGUGAAUGGUCAAAGGUUAGAGGGUCCAGAGGUCUGGCUCAGUGUUCACUGUGUCAGCCAGCGCUCAGCAACCGAGUCCUUCUGUCCGUCCAACUAGUAAAAGCAGCCAACACACAAGUCUAUAUUUAUUUAAUUCCAACAAAUUUGAGGUCAUUUUUGGAUCACAUUCAUAAUCCUUUUAUAUAUUUGGUAUAUGUACAGUAUAUAUACUAAAAACUGUGGGGGGAAAUAUUCAAAGAGAUCUUUAAUUGUGAUGUUGAAGUCGUUAAUUGAACACUCAUCAUGUCCUUUUAAAGACCCCCUCCAGACAUGUUUCAAGACAAAUAAAUAAUACUCCUCUUUGAAUAAUCAUUUGUCUGAUAUGGGUAUAAACCAAACACUUUUUUUACAUUUUUUUUUUUCGGUAGUUCAAAAUUAUUAAAAUUGCAUCUACUCCUAUCCUACUGGUGAAUAGGGGAAAAUAUUUGAACUAAAAGAUAUCACCAUGAAACUUCCCGCAGAUGAUUACUUACAUUAAGACAAUGUAUAACAAGUUUUCUGAAAUGUUAUGUUUAAAUAUGCAAACGAGGCAUUAUCUAAUAAUAACUGUUCAGGCGUUCAGGAUAUUCAGGAGAACCCUACGGACACAAAGACAAACUGUAGUAAAAUAAACACCCUAAUGUGUAUUCAGGAUGUAUUUUUCCCCCACUAGUCUGAAAGAAGAUGUGUUAUGGAAGCAAAAUAGCCCCGAAAAAAAAUAAAAAAUAUGUUUUUGCCUGUAGUGUCUCCCCUUGAAAAACAAAAAACCCCCAAUAUAAAUAGUUUUCUAAUAAUUUAUUCUGCCGCACACAAGAUGUCUCCUACUCCACUGAGGAGUCCAUUCUCCCUGUAUGUGACCUGGAGGUUUCCAGUUUCCGCAUCGACACUUGUGUAAGUCGCACAUUAGAUCAGGACUGGCUUCCAAACCAGUUGUGAUGUCACAAAGUCCUGCACGUGUGAAAGUGAGAUUUAAGGUGGAGCACGGAGAAACUUUCCCUCCUUCAGCAGUUGAAUGUGAACUGUAACUCCGCACAUACAUCAUUCUGUGCAGAGGCCCUCAAAACAUCCCAAAUAAAAAAAAUAAAAGACCAAUAACAAUGUUAGAGUGGAGAUGGGCUUUAAUUUUUCCAUCAGAUGUAAAAAAAAAUGCUGGCUCUGCCUUAACAGCAGCACCACACAGUAAACUAAUAAAAGAAACCCAAAGAUCACAUCCAAUAAUGUCAAAGGUUGUUUACCCAACUUAAUAUUGUCAAAUCGCAAUACGGAAUUCUGCCAUUGAGUAACCCAGGGUAACCUCUGUGUUACACUCUUUGCUGAAUGUGUUGCAAUUCAAGCCCACAGCUGCCAACAAAGCGCGGUUCAGAGAGGACUCUGGAGAUGCGCUGGCCAGACGGUGAACUUUGACCCAAACUGACUGCUUCUCAUCUUCAUCACCUCGCACUAACUAGUCUCCACCCCUCUCAUCUCCCCCCUGAUCCCCCCGCGCCCUUGCUCUGCUCCAUCUCCUCCUGCCUUCCUCAACUGCACAUUUACCUCCAUCUCCUCACCCUUUUCUCCUAAAUAUUUCAUCCCCUCCCCCCUCCCCUCCAUGCCCCGUCUUCC
Perca fluviatilis (European perch) is the source of this 9571-nucleotide messenger RNA. It is a transcript of the gene cacna1g, whose product is annotated as calcium channel, voltage-dependent, T type, alpha 1G subunit. The transcript is spliced from 39 exons. Gene Ontology annotation, biological process: sodium ion transmembrane transport; membrane depolarization during action potential; neuronal action potential. The record is from RefSeq and is a predicted model, not a curated record. Gene Ontology annotation, molecular function: low voltage-gated calcium channel activity; voltage-gated sodium channel activity. The coding region runs from base 151 to 6894 and encodes 2247 amino acids. Lineage: Eukaryota; Metazoa; Chordata; Actinopteri; Perciformes; Percidae. Gene Ontology annotation, cellular component: neuron projection; voltage-gated sodium channel complex; voltage-gated calcium channel complex.